Trichoderma virens Gv29-8 is the source of this 1008-nucleotide messenger RNA. RefSeq lists its product as uncharacterized. The transcript has 2 exons. The record is from RefSeq and is a predicted model, not a curated record. Bases 1 to 1008 code for a protein of 335 amino acids. NCBI's taxonomy places the organism in Eukaryota, Fungi, Ascomycota, Sordariomycetes, Hypocreales, Hypocreaceae.
AUGCCUGUAUGGGGCUGGCCUCUGAUUCUUGUCAACGCCAUCAUCUUGCUCCCCAUUUCAUUCUUUAUCAACUACACCCUCUUCCACAUCUACCCCGUCUUCACCAUCAUUGAAGAUGAGAACCCUCCUGCCUACGAACCCCUUCCCACCAGCGGAAAUGGCGUUGACGAGGAGGCCGCUGCUGGCUCUACCACCAAGCCUACUGAUGGCGCCGCCCGCACAGUGACCUCUUCUCUCCGUUCCAUCAACCGCCUUCUCACCUCGUAUGGUGGCGUCCGCAGCAACGCGCGUGGUUUCAUGUGCGCCUUCACCCAGAGCGUCCUCACAGGCAUCGUCGCCUCCAUCUUCUCGUGGGGUCCCGUCAAGCCCUUUGCCGAACUCCUGGCCUCCCUGGUUAUGGUCCAGUUCGCCACUGCUUGGGUUCACAUUGUCAUCUCGCAGCCCUCUCCUCGGAGGUUCUGGCGCCGCCUGCCCCCUUUCAAGCGUGCCUUUGAUGCCACCUGGAAGGCCAUCGUCAUUUACUGGGCCGCAACCCAGGUGCACAAGUGGGUUCCCUACCUGCUUGCCGUCCUCAUUGGCUUCGAUGCCCCGACCAUGGACAACCUCAAGUCCGGCGGCGCUAAUGACGCUCUCCGCGACGGCGACAUCUCCUAUCUCAUCAAGGCCACCGUCUACAUCCUCCUCAGCACGAUGCUCUACGUCGUCGUCAUCAUCCCCGCCCGCGUUGUCGUCGUCCGCAUCCAGGCUUCGCUCCUGCCCGAGGACGAAGACCCCAUCAUCCCCUUCGACCGAUCCUUCGACGGUAAGGUUGAGCCCGCUGUUGUUGGUGGACUCGGCUAUGCCACCAUUUCCGACGCUUGGUCUACCUUUUCCAAGGCCGCCUGGCGACGCGUGGUUAUCCUUUACGUCAAGAUUGUGGGCAUCUUCGCCUUCGUUUCUCUUUUGUCGUGGGCCAUUCUUCUCCCCACCUGCCUCGCCAUUAUCAAGGCUGGCUCAAAGAGCACAUAA